AUUGAAAAUUAUAUAUGAAGUCAGUCUCCUUGGAUUAGAUUACACUAGUGGUUUCUUCAAUAAAUGUUACUGUGGACUGUGGAAGCUCUUUAUUGAUGGAAAAGCAUAGACGGACUCUUGCAUGGACAAUUCAGAUUGCCAAUCCUAUGAAUACUCACUUCCUUAUCACCACAGAUUCAACUCUAUAGUACUGCAUCCUUUUCAUCAACUUGGUCUUCAUCCAGUUUGUGUCCCAUCACUCAUUUCUCACAUCCAUCCCAAUCAUUAUUUAGUAAAUUGAGGUGGUAACUUUUUAACAAGGAUGUGAAUGAGAACCAUCAUACAAAUAGUAAAUUGUGAAUGGCAAUAUGAGAUCAAAUUGGAUAAGCUGAUUGGCCUUGCAUAUAUGAGUGAUAGCAUCAAUCAUCUUCAUAAGCGCAUGAUCACCAUUGUUAGUUAGUGUUGUACUUGCAGAGUGGAUAGGUAGAACAUAAAUAAUCUUCAUUGUGCCAUUGCUAGGGAUUUGUGGUCUAUGGUUUUCUGUUUAUUUGGUGUCUCCUGGGUCAUGUUUUACCCAGUGAAAGACCUCCCACCUUUUUGCAGAGGCAGCUUCAAAAGGAAUCAAAGUUAUGAUGUGUGGAAUGCUAUCCCACUAUGUUUGAUGUGGUCUAUUUGGAGGGAACACAAUGUUGGAUUGUUUGAUUGAAGCAUCCUUCAUGUGAAACUCUUUGUUCUUAGAUCUUUGUUUGAUUGGUCAAGGAAUACUGGGGAUGUCUGUUCUUCUUGUUUAGAGUUCAUGGAUACUUGUAAUUUAGGUCUUAGUUGUUUUGUUGCUAUUGUAUACUUCCCGUGUACUUCGGCUUCGCACUUUUGUUUUCAGGAAAAUCUUAUUACUUAUCAAAAAUAAAAAAAAGAAUAAAUAAUAAUAUGUGGGACAAAGAUCUAAGCUGAGCAGAAUAGCAGAUUGCUUCUGAACCAAGAACAGAGGACUCAGUUAAUUGUAAGAGGGAGAAUGGAAUCAAAGAAUUAUUUUUUUGUUGUUGUGGCUGAAUGAAUGGAAUCAAAAUACUUGCACAUGCUGAUGGGUAUGGCUUUUGCUUUGACAGAAAGGCUUCUGCAAGUGUUUUGCAGGGAGCAAUAAUUCGCACCUUUGGUUCUUCCAGUUCAACUGCUGGAACAAGCAUUGGGGUUGCAGAUAGAAGUGCACUGAUGACAGUGAUGGCUGGACAGAAUGGAGAUAGCCGACGUUUGCCAGAUAUGAAACCAAAUCAUACUGAUGAACUGGAGAAAUCUAACACUUGGAUGCUGACUGAUUUCAAUCAACCGUCUCAGCUUCGUUCCCUUCGGCUUCCUGACUGCCUGAUGCCUGUAAGGAUUAGUAGGUUGACAUAUACAAAUUCAGGAGGUGCCAUUUUGGCAUUAGGAUUCAAUGCUGUGCACAAACUUUGGAAAUGGCAGGCAAAUGAGGGGAAGGCAACUUCUAGUGUGCCACCACAAUUGUGGCAACCUUCGAAUGGAGUAUUGAUGACAAACGAUAUGAAUCCUGAAGAUGCUAUUCCUUGCUUUGCUCUUUCAAAGAAUGAUUCUUAUCUUAUAUCAGCAUCUGGUGGAAAAAGUUCCCUUUAUAAUAUGAUGACAUUUGAGAGGAUGACAACAUUCAUGCCUCCACCACCUGCAGCAACAUUUGUUGCUUUCUACCCACAAGACAACAACAUUGUUGCCAUAGGCAUUGAUGAUUCUUCUAUUGAUAUUUACAAUGUCAGAUUUGAUGAGAUCAAAAGCAAGCUCAAAGGUCACCAGAAGAGAGUAACUGGCCUUGCCUUUUCUAAUGUUCUAAAUAUUCUUGUAUCAUCCGGAGCUGAUGCUCAGCUGUGUGUAUGGAGCAUGGAUGAGUGGGAGAUUCCCUGGGAGAAGCAGGCUAGUAAAUUCUUGCAGAUUCCCCCUGGGCGUGUAUCAUCUCCUUGUGCACAGACCCGUGUUCAGUUUCACCAAGACCAGAUACAUGUGCUGGCUGUUCAUGAAACUCAAAUAGCCAUAUAUAAGGCACCAAAGUUGGAUUACCUUAAGCAGUGGGUUCCCCAAGAAUCAUGCGGUUCAGUUACAGAUGCUACAUAUUCAUGUGAUAGCCAGUCAAUAUAUGUGAGUGUUGAAGAUGGAAGCGUGUGGGUUCUUACUGCCACAACGCUCCAACCGAGGUCUCGGAUUAGUCCUGAUGCAUAUUUUCCUUCUAAUCUCAGCUCAAGGAUUUAUCCCAUUGUCAUUGCGGCUCAUCCGUCUCAACCUAAUCAGUUUGCACUUGGGCUUACUAAUGGUGGAGUAUAUGUUAUUGAGCCUCCAGAAUCAAAGGGAAACUGGGGUGUGAUACUGCCUCUUGAAAAUGGUGCUGGGCCUAGCUUCAACCUUGCAGCUGAUUUGGAAUGAUUAUGCCAGGCUUUUACCACUGAUUAUGCAUACCUCAUCUCAAUGAGUCCCUUUUUAUUCCAGGGGAAACAGCAAAUAUUUAGGUUUUUUAAGUCUGUUUAAUGCACAGCUAUAACAUUAGGCAGGUUAUUUAAGAUGGGCAAUUCUUCCAUACACAUUAAAGAGGUGGUACGCUAGUGUUAACAUAAUAGAAGAGAUAUAGGAGAGCAGUCAUUACUUAUUAGGGUUGAUGGAGAGAUAUUUCCUCUCAAAUGUAUUAAAAAUAGAUAUGUAAUCUAUCUUAAUUCUACAAUUUUUUUUCAUGUAGUGGAAGGUAUCUGCUUGAUCAUGAACAAUCCUUUGCAAGAUGGAUUUGUUCUCCACUUCAUUCAUUUAUUUCAUUAUCGGAAGUAAUUGAUUAAGCAUCCUCAUUA
Molecule: messenger RNA, 2813 nt
Organism: Quercus lobata
Lineage: Eukaryota; Viridiplantae; Streptophyta; Magnoliopsida; Fagales; Fagaceae
Product: topless-related protein 4-like
Exons: 11
Coding region: 1030-2400 (456 amino acids)
Biological process (GO): regulation of DNA-templated transcription
Molecular function (GO): protein binding
Source: RefSeq, a predicted model, not a curated record